CUUUUAAGUAUUAAUGUCAUAAUAAGAACUUGAAAAAUCCUUAGAGCUUACAGAUUUGACUCAGGCUUUUAUUUAUAAAGAUUUGAUUAGCCCAUCAAUUGCUAAUGCCUUUUGUUACACACUUCAACAAAUGCCUGCUGCUAUUACUAUUUAUUUUUUGGAACAAACCUAAAAUCAAUUGCAUGUUGCAACAUUUGGAGUUGGAACUAUAUUCUAUUAAGCAUUCGGGUUCAGUGCUAUGAAUGGAUUAGCUAGCGUAUCAAUAUAAUUCAACAUAGGGUUUACAAGCAUUGGCUUCUUAGGCUAUGGGUGCAUAAAAAUUUUAAUUUUGUGGUAAAUUGUAUUAUCAAUCAAUUUUCAUUGCCUGUAUUUUAAUUAUACCAUUAUCCAUAAUACUAUAUUCAUCAGAAGACAUAAUGCUAUUCAUUAAAAUGUAUUGAUAUCUUAAUUCUAGUGAUUCAGAAUUGGCUGAAGCAACUGGUCUCCUAAAUAAAGGCAUGAUCUCAGUCAUAUUAUUUGAAGGCAUAUUUGCAUAGACCAAGGCCUUUCUAAAUGCUCAGAACCUUUACCAGUAUUAUAUGUGUCAUACAUUUUAGCCUUUCUGUGUACACUCACUUUGCAUCUUGCUUCUUGUCUUUGAUAUUUAAUUACUUCUUUAUUUCAAUUUUAGAAAUGCAACUAUUAGGAGGUAUUAUUGCUAGAAAUCUCCUUGAAAUCUGCAAUAAUCUGAUUAUAGUCUAUCUCAUAAAGGUAUUAAAUAAAUAUUAAAAAAAGAAAUUGGAUUGUUGCAAAGAAACACUAAUCAAAUUCGACUGGUCCCUAUUUGAUGGUUCAUUCAAAUUCUUUAAAACUGCUUUGCCAAUUGGAUCGAUAUUUUGGUAUGAAAGCAUUUGUUUUGAACUGUUCCAAAUCCAGGUGAACUAUUUAGCCCCUUUGCUACUGAGCUUAAAUGUCUUAAUGUACACUGUAGCAUUGCUUGUUUAUUAAUUCAGUUAUGGAAUAUCAAUAGCUGCAACUACUUUUGCUGGAAAUGCAAUGGGAGCAAAGUCAGCUAAACUGGCUAAGUAAUAUACUAUCGGAUCGUUUGUUUUACUGGGAGGAUUCCAAAUUAUAUGUCUAACUUUAAUUAUUUGUUUCUAACAACAAAUUAUUUAAUUUUUGACUUCAGAAGUUGAAAUGGAAGUACUAUUCAUAAAGUUUUUGCCUGUUUUGCUCAUCUAAAUUGUGGCUGAUGGUGUUCAAGCCAUAGUAUCUGGCAUUGUAAAGGUUAUAGGAAAAGAGCACUUCGCCUCCUAAUCUAUGAUGUUUUGUUACAUCAUUUUUGGAUAACCAGUUGCUUACCUCUUGACUUAUGUUUUAGACUUUGAAUUAGCAGGAGUUUGGUGGGGAAUGAUUGUUGCAGCUUCUACAUAUUCUUUCUUAUAAAUAUAUGUAAUGUUGAAAAGUGAUUGGCAUCGUUUAUCAAAUGAAAUCAAUGAUAAAAUACAUUCUAUGGGUGCACAUCAUACUGAAACAGAAUUAUAAUUAUUAGAAAAAGCUUGA
Messenger RNA from Paramecium octaurelia, 1542 nucleotides. The record is from the annotation of a GenBank genome assembly. Lineage: Eukaryota; Ciliophora; Oligohymenophorea; Peniculida; Parameciidae.